Molecule: messenger RNA, 2886 nt
Organism: Canariomyces notabilis
Lineage: Eukaryota; Fungi; Ascomycota; Sordariomycetes; Sordariales; Chaetomiaceae
Product: mitochondrial phenylalanyl-tRNA synthetase-like protein
Exons: 11
Coding region: 1-2886 (961 amino acids)
Biological process (GO): phenylalanyl-tRNA aminoacylation; L-arginine biosynthetic process; urea cycle
Cellular component (GO): cytoplasm
Molecular function (GO): tRNA binding; ATP binding; phenylalanine-tRNA ligase activity
Source: RefSeq, a predicted model, not a curated record
AUGUCGAAGGGUCGCGUUUGCCUCGACACCUCUACCAUCCUGAAAUGGCUCAUUCUCGAGGGCUACACCGUCGUGUGCUUCCUCGCCAAUGUCGGCCAGGAGGAGGACUGGGCUGCGGUCGAGAAGAAGGCCCUCGCCAUUGGCGCUGAGCGCAUGGUCAUUGAGGACCUGCAGCGCGAAUUUGUCGAGGAGCUUGUCUUCCGCGCCAUUCAGUGCAAUGCUAUCUACGAGGACCGCUACCUCCUCGGCACCUCACUGGCGCGACCAGUGAUCGCCCGCGCUCAAGUCCGCGUCGCCCAGCAGUACAACUGCGAAUACCUCAGCCACGGCUGCACUGGCAAGGGCAAUGACCAAGUUCGCUUCGAGCUUGCAUUUAUGGCAUGCAACCCGUCGCUCAAGGUCAUUGCUCCGUGGAGAAUGCCCGAGUUCAUCAAGAAGUUCCAGGGCCGUGCCGAUCUCCUGAAGUUUGCCGCCGAGAACAACAUCCCCGUCUCGUCGACUCCCAAGGCUCCGUGGAGUAUGGAUGACAACCUGGUCCACUGUUCAUAUGAGGCUGGAGUUUUGGAAGACCCCGACCACACCCCGCCCAAGGAGCUGUGGACCCGCACAGUUGACCCCACGGAUGCGCCGGACAAGCCGUACGAGUUCACCAUCCACUUCGAGAAGGGUAUUCCGGUCAAGGUUGUCACUCCCGACCAGACAGCGACCGAUUCGGUUGAGCUGUUCAAGCUUCUGAACAAGAUUGGCCACGACAAUGGCGUUGGCCGAGUUGAUAUUGUUGAGAACCGCUUCAUUGGCCUCAAGAGCCGUGGCUGCUACGACACCCCGGGCCUCACCAUUGCCCGCCUUGCCCAUCUCGAUCUCGAGGGUCUGGUGAUGGACUCCAAGGUUCGCAAGCUCCGUGACCAGUUCGUCACUCUCGAGUGGUCCCACUGCCUCUACAACGGCAUGUACUUCACUCCAGAGCGCGAGUUCUUGGAGAACUCGAUUAUCUUUUCGCAGCAGCACGUCACGGGCGAGGUCCGCAUGUCGGUAUACAAGGGCAAUGCUUACGUGCUGGGUCGCAAGAGCGACGCCAGCAACCUCUACUCUCAGGAAGAUGCUUCCAUGGACUCCCUCGAGACCUUCUCGCCCAUGGAUACCACGGGCUUCAUUGCCAUCCAGGCCAUCCGCCUCAAGAAGUUUGGCCUGCAGAAGAUCCAGGAUGGCCAGCCCCUGAGCAAAACCUUUGUGGUUGCAGCUUGCAAGCCAUUGACCAAUCACGGCUCAAGGGAUGAAUCCGAUGUCAUUGUGCAUUCUGACCCCUGUUACGCCGCAAACCCAACGUCCAGUUUCAGCAUGAUCGGAUCGCGAGGCCUCGCUGGUGUGUUCUGGCCUGGCGCUGGGAGCCGCUCCAAACUUACGGUGCUGCUUGGACCAGGCAUCCAAUUGAGCAGUCACCGCCCGCGCAGCAGCUCGCCCGCUCGAUGCUGGCGAGCUGCCUACUCUUCAGCCACAUCAACAUCAUCAACAACAACAACCACGACAUCCACAUCUACUACUCCGACUUCGGGAACCGUUGAGAUCAACGGCAAGCAAUAUGCAACCGACGCAUGGUUCAACAUCCCAUCUACGGUGCUCUCCCUAACGGGGCGCAAGCUGCACCUGCAAAAAGACCACCCAGUCUCCAUCACGCGACAAAUAGUCGAAUCCGUCUUCCCCAAAUCGACCUACCGAACCUACAACCACUUCGACCCGGUCGUGUCCACGCACGAGAAUUUUGACUCGCUCGGGUUCCCGCCGGACCACCCGGGCCGCGCGCGCUCAGACACGUACUACGUCAACCGCGACACCCUGCUACGCACCCACACCAGCGCCCACGAGGCCCACCUGUUCGGCGCUCGCGAGAGCGAUGGGUAUCUGAUCAGCGCCGACGUCUACCGCCGGGACGAGGUCGACCGCAGCCACUACCCGGUCUUCCACCAGAUGGAGGGGGCGCGGGUGUGGAACAGGCAGACGGUGCCCGGAGGGGACGUGGCGCGCGCAGUGUACGAGGACCUACGGCGCCUGCCGGAGCACGGCAUGCAGGUAGAGGAUCCCAACCCGCCGUUUCACGCGGACCGGAACCCCCUCCAGGAAAAGUACCACACGCCCGAGGAGGCCGAGGCGGUUGCCGCGCAUCUGAAGAGGUCGUUGGAGCUGAUGGUUUGCGAGAUCUUCUCGAGGGCCAAGAGCGCCGCUGCUGCCGCUGCUGGCGGGGAGCAGCAGCAGGAGCAGGAACCGCUCCGCGUGAGAUGGGUCGAGGCCUACUUCCCCUUCACCAGUCCCAGCUGGGAGCUCGAAGUGUUCUACCAGGGCGACUGGCUCGAGGUGCUGGGCUGCGGGGUGAGCAAGCAGGAGCUGCUCAUCAACGCGGGGGUACCAUCACGGAUCGGCUGGGCGUUUGGCAUCGGCCUGGAACGCAUCGCCAUGCUGCUCUUCCAGAUCCCUGACAUCCGGCUGUUCUGGUCCCGUGACGAGCGCUUCUUGAGCCAGUUCAGGGGCGUGCAGGACAACCUGGCACUGCUGAAGCCGUUUGUGCCGUUCAGCAAGCACCCUGCCUGUUACAAGGACGUAUCGUUCUGGCUGAGAGCGGCGUCAGCGGCCGGUGGGAACUCUAGACGGGCGAAUGUGCACGACUGGCAUGAGAAUGAUCUGAUGGAGGUGGUUAGGGAUGUGGCAGGAGAUGUGGCGGAGGAUGUGAGGUUGGUGGACGAGUUUACGCAUCCCAAGACGGGGAGGAGGAGUUUGUGCUACCGGAUCAACUAUCGGAGUCUGGAGAGAACACUGACGAAUCUUGAGACCAACGACAUGCACGAGAGGGUGGUCAAGGAGUUGGUAGACAAGUUGGGCGUUGAGAUCAGGUAG